AUGGAGCGCACCCUCGAGGGCUCCUGCGCCUGCGGCCGCAACCACUACGUCGUCCAAGUCCCUCCCGCCUCCGACCAGCUCGCCUCCGUCCUCUUCGACAGCAGUCUCCGAACCCGCCGCCACCAAGGCACACCGUUCAGCGCCUUCCUCCGCGUGCCCCUGAGCUGGUACCGCUCAUCCGCCGAGCCGCUCUACCCGGACGAGCCGCUCUCCCUCAUCCGCCGCACCUUCCACGAGCCGCAACCGCCGACGCCGCCGCCGACGCCGACGGCCACGACGCCGACCCCGCCCCUCGGCCUCCGCCGCCAGUUCUGCGGCUUCUGCGGCACGCCGCUGACGUCGUGGCACGAGCGCACGCGCGAGGACGCCGACUUCAUCUCGCUGACCCUCGGCAGCCUGCGCGAGCAGGACGUGCGCGAGCUCGAGGACAUGGGGCUGUUCCACCACAAUGGCGACGCGGAAGCGGGGAUAAUGUCGGCGCCGGCGAGUAGGGCUGCGACGCCGCCCGGGGGCCAGCAGCAGCGACAGCCGAGACUGGCGCGGGAGGUCUUUGGGCCGUUGCAGGUCACGCCGGGGCAGGGCGCGCCGUGGUUCGAGCGGUUGGUGGAGAACAGUCGGCUGGGGACGAUAAAUAGGACGCGUGGGGGAUAUGCGGCCGACGAUGGCUCCUAUCGCGAGGAGUGGGAGGUGGUGGAGUUUGCGAACGAUGAGGGCGAGCCCAUGGAUACGGAGCCGGUCUUUACCGGGAAGAGAAAGUUGUCGUCGUCGUGA
This is a messenger RNA of Diplodia corticola, 771 nucleotides long. RefSeq names its product mss4-like protein. The transcript is spliced from 2 exons. The record is from RefSeq and is a predicted model, not a curated record. NCBI's taxonomy places the organism in Eukaryota, Fungi, Ascomycota, Dothideomycetes, Botryosphaeriales, Botryosphaeriaceae. The coding region runs from base 1 to 771 and encodes 256 amino acids.